UUAAAAGAUAGCGUUCCAGAGAGAGAGAAAGAGCUAUGCAUGCUCCAAGAAGAAAAUGAGCAUCAUGCUCUCGUCAGGGAGCAAGAUGCCGCAGCUUGUUGGUCGAAGCCUGCUGUCGUUGGCUUCAUGCGCGCUCUUUUGCCUCUAUCCUGCUGUGCAUUCCAAGGAAGUCGCGUCGAUAUUCGCACGAAGAGGAGCAAACAAAAACAGAGGAGCAUCUACUACAUCCAGUUUGCUUUCAUCUGCAACCACGUCAACUUCCAAGAGGCACAAGCAGAAGCAUGACGCUAUCCAACUUGACGAGGUGGAUCGCAUGCCUCUCGUUUUGCAUACUCGAAAGAAGAGCUCGUCAACAUCGAAUGUCCUAGUGUUAAGGGAUUCCACAUUGCAUUCGGCUUCUGCACUAGUCAUUCGUUGAACAAGAUCAUUGCCACUCAGUUGUUCUGCUUCUGCACUAGAAGAACUAACAUUGAACAACUCUAGGACUAUCCAUAAACACAGCAUGAAACAUAAUGCUACAUUCUGCUUCUGCACUAGUGCCGUUCUUGACCGAUUUCCCAAUAGGAAAGAAGUCAGGGCGGGUCAUGUUCUGAAGAAUGCAAUGGCGCACCCACUAAGAGUGGAGCGCAGUGUUUCUUCGUUGAACAAGAUCAUUGCCACUCAGUUGAUCUCGCGCGAUCAACGGGAAUCGGCUUGGGUGCUGCGUCGAGCUGAGCAUGAGGACCGAUUGCUCUCUCUGCGGGCAGAGUUAAGGCAAAGACGAUUACUUACAUUUAAUAAUCUUCUACUUACUUACUUGUUCUUCAUCAUGAUGAACAUCUAACUCCCACCGCCCGUUUAACUCGUCGACUCACCGCUGCCGCCGCUGCUGUCGCUGAGGCGCAAGCGAUGUUACCUACUGAGGAAGCGGAGGAGGAUUUUCGACAACAGCAUAGAGACGAAAAGGACCGCUGCGACGCAGAGGAAGCCGAACUAGGGAAACAGAAAGACCGCAAAAGAGCAGAACUAAAUUAAGGCUUGGAAAUUGACCUAUCAAUCUGUGUAUAAGAGAAUGUAAUAUGAAGACCUUUAUUUCAACUCAUGCCAUAGCGCUAUCGGUUCUCUGCCGCGUCUCUACUCGGGUCGCAACGGAAUCAGGCAGCUUUCUUGAGUUGUCACGUGGUUUGCAAAUGAGUGAAUGAAUGAAUUUCCAACAAGGGGAAAGAGUAAGAGGAUAAGUAGAUAUGCGACCCAGAUCGGUCAACUUGAGAUCCCUAACUACAGGAGAGAAAAGCGACGUUUAAAAAGUAUUUCGGCAAAGGCUACGAUGCUGACGGUGGAGUAGGUGGGAGUAAUUCCACUGCUAGUGCUGUUGGCGCAGAGGCUGCUGAGGAAGAAGAAACUGUUGCUGGUAUUGUUGAAGUAGAGAUGGUAUAAAAAUUCGUAAAUUGUUGAAGUAAUACUACGAAGUCGAAAUGACUGUCGUGGUUGAAUAUCUUGCGGAUGAGUACUUAUAUUAUCAAAUAUGUAGCCAACAAGAGGAGCGACACUUGUUCCAUGGCGGACCUUCGAGGACCUUCAUCUCCUUUCAUGAUCCUUCAGGUCCCGCCUGCCAGCCCUACACUGAGGACGAGCUCGAUUUUCUGGUAGGCGAGACUGAAGACAGCCUUCUCUCCCUCACCACUGCGUCUGCAAAUCUUGAAGAAGAAUGCAAAAAACGCUUCCAGGAGAUCGAAGAUGGCGUCAAGCUACUUGAGCAAGCUCGUUCCCGUACCAAACAUUAUGACUUGAGAUGAAGACUUAUAAAUAUUUCUGCUCACCAAGAUGAAUAAUUUCUGCAAGUUCUAAAAAUAACAAGUACGCCAUCUAGAGGGGUUGCGCAAACAUACUGCGGGGCUAGUGGAAGCUGUACAGCGUGAUUUGGACGAGGUAGAGGAGGAGAUGCGGAAAGAGGAGAAGGAAGCCCAAGACGAGAUCCAAGACAUGAAGGACAACAUGUGUAGUUAUUUGGAAGUGCGGAAGGAAAUAGUCGUGGCACGAAGAAGUAGUAAGAAGAUGACAAGAACUUCAGUUAAGGCUUCAUCCCCUCAUCCAUCCUCGGAAGGAUCUUGGGCACGUUUUCAAGGGUGAACGAACCGGCCUCGGGGUGCAUUUCAGGAUGGAUAAGGGUGAGCUCCAAUUCAGCUGCCGCUGCGUCGAAGGAAGAAGUAGCGCUGUUGGCCAACUACAUGGAUCAGCAGGACGGAAAUAAAGAUGAGCUUGAUCAUGCUGCGGCAUCCCAAUCCGAUCAUGUUAAGGCCAUCAUUUAGUGUCCACCUUUCUCGGCAACAUCUUGGUACCCUUUUCCCUUGUAUUCUCAUGAAAUACAAGGCACAAGGGAUCAAAAUAAGGGGCCCGAGAUGCAAUCUAGCAGACUCUAAUCAUGGUGACACAGCAACUGCUGACACAGCAACCACUUCUUCAUCUUCUUCUUCUCCAUCCAAGAAAAUUCAAGACUGCGAACUCUCUCCUUGGAAAGCAGUUGGGUUCUGUAGCCAAGAGUGCGGAAUCCAAGGAGGUCGCAUGAAGUACAAACGUGAAAUCAUUCAAGAGGGGAAUGAGUAUGGAGUUCCAUGCAAAGACAAUUUCGAAUUGGAGAAGGAAGCAGCUUGCAAUCGAUCUCCAUGUCCAAUAUUAAGGCGCAAUAGAUAAUUAGAUAAAGGUACAACUCAUACUUACUUACAUUGAUUUCUCCCAUGUUCCCUCUUACUAGGAUUGGCAGAAGUGCGCCGGGCAAGAAGAAACGAAUUGCUUUAAACUCUAACAAUAGACUGCAAGGUAGCUGACUGGGGUCCCUGGUCAGAUUGCGGUGCCAUGUGCGGAGAAGGGAGCGUGAUGAGGGUACACCUACCCUUACUUAUAAAUAUAUCUAUAUGAUUCUUAUCUGCAUCUAGUCCUGCUCCUGCAAGUAGAACUCUGAUGUAGCCCAGUCAGAGAAGCUAAACUACAACACAUACACCCUCUCUUCAAUGUGGUCUCUUUUAUUUACAUCGAAAAGAACCACUUAAUCUUAAAAAUAGUACUUAUUUUCUUCAAAAUAUAAAAGAAAAAAUUCUAACAACACCUCACCCCCUUCAUCUCUUCAUGAUCUACUCUUCUACAGGAGCGCUCCCUAGUCCAAGCUGCACAAUGGAACGGCAAGGUCUGUCCGCGUCUCCAAGAACGUCAACCUUGUUCCGCUGGUCCCUGUAAUAAGGACUGUGUGGUCGCUGAUACUUGGUCAAAGCCUACUUUAUGGGCACCGUCAGCGGAUCUUUACAACACCAUCUUUUAGCCAAUUCGAUCAACAACAACCGGUUAGUUUUGUUCCCUCUAAUUAUCAUCUGAGGUCUACAACCGGUCGUUAGUUUUGUUCCCUCUAAUCAUCAUCUGACUGAGGUCAGUCUACUGUGGUCCCUACAAUGUAGCACCAAUUCGAUCGAUCUUGAGGCUCCUUACGGAAUUCGAUCGGUCAACAAACAGCAUUUGAUGUUCAACAUCCAAAAUAAGUACAUCAAAGUAGUUGUCGGUACGACCUCUAACUACAGCCUGUUCACGUGCUUGCGGUGGAGGCAGUUUUGAGCAGAGUCGUGCAGUGGUGGCACAAGCCCUUGGAACCACUGGCGAGUGCCCGGUAACGAAGUACCGGAAACUGGAAGCGUGUAAUGUUGAAGCGUGUCUAGAAGAAGUUUUGCAUGAAGAAGUGCCUUCUUCACCUUCUACAACUUCUACUAUAACAGCGAAAGUCGACUCGACAGCAAGAACAUCACUUUCGACUCUCGGUAGCCUCCAAGGACUCUUUCGUUGUGGUGAACGCAACUUAGUUGUCUUGAUAGACAAGUCUGGGAGCAUGGUCAAGUCCUCUGUAGUUGGCAACGUCGUUUCAGGAGACGCUUUCAUGCAGUCUCUGGACAAAGCGCUGUCGAACUACACUGUAGAUAGCGAAAAAGUACGACUGGCCAGGAUUGACUUCGGAACGCAAGCAAGACUGAUGGCGAAAACUACCCGCCAACAUUCGACUAGUCCUAGCACCUCCAGUUAUAGUAGUACCUCCACGUGGUCCACUUCUAGUAGUAGAAUCGGCAACAGCACCCGCGUUUCCAUCGCCCUCCACAAAGCACGAGACACCUUGCAGGAAAUUCAUAGUUCCCGAGCGGCAGCCAAAGUGGUUCGGGAAAGGGAGUUGAAUUCUGUACCUGGUGGGCUAGCUUUGGCAACACGUUUCUUACGGCCGACACUAAAGCAUCCUCAACAUCAUCCUUAGCCCGUUUUCUACUUGAAAACGAAGCACCUCCCAGGGAUACUAUUACUCUCAAGGAACAAGAUGCGAAUUCGACGGUAGCUCUAAUUUUCGGCGUCCGAAUGAAGCUAGACCCGCCACGUGGCAAAGAUGUCGUGAUCAUUUUCAGUGACGGCAUUUGGGCAAGGAAGCAUGCGAUAAGGUUAUGGAUUAUUGUUGUUUGUGGAUCUUUUUUGAACAGGAUGAAGAACAAGUAGAAGAUCACGAAAUAAAUGGUGACAACUACCAACAACAAGAAAACAAUAUAUAAUAUCCUUUGUUCUUGUUCACCCUUUGAGUAAAAUAGUUUCUUGAAUUCUAAGGCCAAUGAGAUUGUUCUUCUUCACUCUAGCCUAACCUUCACCCUUGAGUUGACAAUUGUUGCAAUUCUAAGGCCAUGGUCGCAAUUUGUUCUUCACGACUCUAAACCCUAAACCCUAAACCCUUGAUGUCCUCGUCUAAUUCUCGAAGCAAUCGAGAAACUGAGGGGCGAUUUUGCUGCAGACUCUUUAUCCUCCAGUAGUGCCAGGCUCCUUCUCGUUGGCAGCGAUGCGACCGCCUUGGAACGACUCCAAGGAGAGAAGUGGGUAUCACCAGAGCACGUGUUCGAGGCGAGCGACAUGGUGAAUAUACUCAGUGGAGUAUGCGAGGCGCGGGUCUAGUAAGCUUAGAAGUUGUAAGUAGGGCGGAAUUAUAAAAGUUUAAGGACGAAAGUGCGUUGAAGUUGUAAGUAUCUACUUAUACAUUUUUUAGUCUUCAAGAAGGUCUACGUCUAGUUUUCAAAGCAGUGGACCAGAGCAAAAAUAAACGUCUGAGAAAAAACUAUGAGUUUCGAACGCAUCAGGCGGUAAGACAUUUAGACAUUUCUUUUCUUUUCCGAGGUGGCCUGGCUGCUUGACAGUUUCAGCUUAAUCCCGUCUUAUUGCAAAGAUUUAUUUUGACCAACAAUUUCUCUACUAUGUGAAACAGAUCGUGCACAGACUUGAAUAUGAUACUUACACCGCGAUAUAAUGAAUCUAAGAAGUAGAAGUGAAAGCAAGAAUAGUCAUAGAAAAAUCACCACGACCAGGAAAAAGCUGUCAUGAAAAAUGGUUUGUACACGUCAUGCUGAGUUCACACAGAAACUUGAACUGAAACAGAGGAUCAAAUAUAAUUGUUGUUGUUGAGCGAAGAUCUUUGAGCAGGC
Messenger RNA from Amoebophrya sp. A25, 5462 nucleotides. NCBI's taxonomy places the organism in Eukaryota, Dinophyceae, Syndiniales, Amoebophryaceae. The record is from the annotation of a GenBank genome assembly.